GUUUCAGAAAAUGCUGCGACCUGCUGUCUCGGAUCCGGUGCUGAUCAAGCCCAACGAGAUAAAUUUCAUGCGUGGAUGGAAUUUUGGAAGAGAGCCUUACCUUCCCACCGACCUCUCUUCAGAGCACUUAUUCGGUAUCUACGUAUCCCUGUCUGACGCCAACGCAAACGACACCAAAAUGCCAAAAGGUGAACGGGAAAAGCGUCAAAAAAAGUUACAGUAUCAGCUGAAAAGGCGAAAUUCGGUGUUGAUGGCCAAUUUCAAGGAGGAGCUAUUCCAACCCAUUGCCGCCGGUAUGCGAAGGUCUUGGUCGUGCGUGGAACUCGGUAACAUCAGCUGCCAUGAAACUACUCAAACGAAAAGGGUAUCCUUUUCGGUAACUGUUUCACGUCCAGCUCAGCAAGACAUUGAAAAGACAACAUAUGAUUUGUGUCCCCCAAAGAUUUCCGCCCGACCUAUUUUGGUCCGUCGCAACACCACCUUUUCCGGUAAGGACAACCUAGUUCAUAUGGAUUUUGACUCGUUCACCGCAUGGAGAAGAGGAUCUAAAAUGAGCGAUGACGUGGAGAAGCAAAGAAAGAAGAGCAUGAAAGAAAAGGAAAAAGAGGCAAAUGGUGGAUCUAGGAUGAAGAUCAGAAAAGAUAGUAAUAGUUCGAAGAAAGAGGAUAUGGAACAUGGAGAUUGGUGGAUUGUGAGAGUUGCAAAGAUGGGCUUUGAAAGCUGCUUCCAACGACGUCGGAUCACGCCGAGUCCUCCGCCAACCAAUGAAACUGACUUGAAGUCUCCGGUGAAUGCUAAUUAAUUUUUUUUCGCCAGUUGACAUUUCCAUUGAUCUCAUUGUCGUUCACAGUUGUGCAAUUCAGUCUGCCCAGUUCACAUCUACCAAUAUUGAAGCCUGUACAUUCCUCCACCCACCGGUUCUUUUUUUAUGACAUUGUUUUUUUUCAACUUUUUUGUAAUGUGUUUUUUUUUGAAGUUGUACAUCAAAAUCUCGAUUAUUCAAUUCAAUUUGUAGAAUACAUAUUUAUGAUUAUGUAUAAUAAAAGAAAAAAAGAAAGAA
Caenorhabditis elegans is the source of this 1060-nucleotide messenger RNA. RefSeq lists its product as uncharacterized. The coding region runs from base 11 to 802 and encodes 263 amino acids. NCBI's taxonomy places the organism in Eukaryota, Metazoa, Nematoda, Chromadorea, Rhabditida, Rhabditidae. The transcript has 6 exons. The record is from RefSeq and is marked reviewed.